CAAACUCAGCCAAACAAUUUCUGAGCAACGGAAGCACGCAAAGCACGCAAGAGGACGAAACGAAAGGGUGAGAAAAUCAUCGAAUCAGACAGCGAAACAGAGAAACAUGGAGAUGGGUUUAACGUGUGCAGCCUCACCUUCAGGGUCUCUGUGCCUCAACCAUGGCGUUUUACACCCACCGUUCCCUAUUGUAGCCAUUAAGAGGAACAGUUCAGGUCUUAGUAAUAGUAGUGGUAGUGGCAAAAGAAUAAGAAGAAAACCUGUGUCUACAAUUAAGGCUUUGAAUGGCUCGUCUUCGAAGCAGACCUUAUCGAGCAACUGGGACGUUUCCCAAGAUUACUCUGCAAGUUCACCUCCAUGGCGGCCCAGGUUGGAGGAGCUCGACACCGCCAACACGUUGCUCCGCCAGAGAAUUAUAUUCUUGGGGUCGCAGGUGGAUGACAUGACGGCAGAUUUGAUCAUAAGCCAGCUUUUAUUUCUGGAUGCUGAAGACCCAAAGAAAGACAUUAAAUUGUUUAUUAAUUCACCUGGCGGUUCUGUCACUGCUGGAAUGGGAAUAUAUGAUGCAAUGAAAUUGUGUAAGGCAGAUGUUUCAACUGUUUGCCUGGGGCUUGCUGCAUCUAUGGGUGCCUUUAUCCUUGCUUCUGGUACAAAAGGGAAGAGGUUCUGCAUGCCAAAUGCGAGGGUGAUGAUCCAUCAACCACUUGGAACUGCUGGGGGCAAAGCAACAGAUAUGGGUAUACGAAUCAGAGAAAUGGUAUAUCACAAGAUUAAGCUGAACAAAAUACUGUCAAGAAUCACAGGGAAGCCUUUAGAGCAGAUUGAAGUGGACACAGACCGUGAUAAUUUCAUGAAUCCUUGGGAAGCUAAGGAAUAUGGACUGGUUGAUGUGGUUAUUGACGAUGGCAAGCCAGGAUUAGUUGCACCCAUCGGAGAUGCAACACCUCCACCCAAGACUCGGGUAUGGGAUCUAUGGAAAGUUGAGGGUAGUAGGAAAGCAAAGAAGAAUCUGCCUUCAGAGCAUAAGAUUUUACAGAAUGGAUAUGGAGCGGGUCAAGGAGGUGAUGGGGAGAUAGGCAGUGAACAAGAGAAGCAAGCACCUACUCCUGUAUGAGAUAUAUUUUGAACUUUUAACUUGUAAUGUUCAUCUCUCAAAGCCGACUGGUUAUUGUUAUUUUAGGCUUGUUUAGUGAUUCCUUAUACUUUGUUUUAGUGCUCAAGGUAUCUUUUAUACGCAACCUAGGCUUGUUUAAUAAUUCUUUUGAAGUUCUCAGGGUGCCUUUUGGGAUAACAGAACGGUGUAUUGGAUGGCUUUUUGGGGCAUUAGUCCUAUUCAUACUUUGAUCCUGAA
Molecule: messenger RNA, 1351 nt
Organism: Alnus glutinosa
Lineage: Eukaryota; Viridiplantae; Streptophyta; Magnoliopsida; Fagales; Betulaceae
Product: ATP-dependent Clp protease proteolytic subunit 3, chloroplastic
Exons: 5
Coding region: 107-1114 (335 amino acids)
Biological process (GO): protein quality control for misfolded or incompletely synthesized proteins
Cellular component (GO): endopeptidase Clp complex
Molecular function (GO): ATPase binding; serine-type endopeptidase activity; ATP-dependent peptidase activity
Source: RefSeq, a predicted model, not a curated record